Molecule: messenger RNA, 3301 nt
Organism: Esox lucius (northern pike)
Lineage: Eukaryota; Metazoa; Chordata; Actinopteri; Esociformes; Esocidae
Gene: ical1
Product: islet cell autoantigen 1-like
Exons: 16
Coding region: 345-2051 (568 amino acids)
Biological process (GO): regulation of transport
Cellular component (GO): Golgi apparatus
Molecular function (GO): protein domain specific binding
Source: RefSeq, a predicted model, not a curated record
CUGUGUUUAAAGGCGAUUGGCAUUAACAGCUAGCCCCCUAGUUCCUCCAGGUUUAUAUACCCAUGGAACGUAGGCCAACUAACCACUAGCACUAGGUCACCCUGGCUACGUGUGAUUUCAUCCUGUGUGAAAUGUGAUGCCGAAACGUAGCGAACUCGCCACACAGCGGCUGUGUAGAGUACAAGCGCUUUGCAUAUCCUGUUUCUUAAACUCAGUCCAGUGGCGGUGGCUACUGGCUAGCUAGCUUACAAGCUAGAUGAUCUGUAAGUGUGGGGGAAAAGGACUUAUUGACAGCGCUUGACGUAAGCCUGUGUUGAUGUUAACGGAGCGGAGUUGAAGAGAAGAUGGACGGGUUUGCAAGUGACAUGUUGAGUGGUGGCCGGGCGUUGCUCGGCGAGGACAGCUCCGUCAUGGCGCGCAUGCAGAAGAAGUUCUGGAAGACGAAGCAGGCUCUGAUCAAGGCGACUGGGAAAAAGGAGGACGAAUACGUGGUGGCAUCGGACGCUGACCUCGACGCCAAACUGGAGUUCUUCCGUUCGGUCCAGACCACCUGCACUGAGCUGCUGAAGGUGAUUGAAAAAUACCAGCGCAGAAUCACACAUCUGUCUCAGGAGGAGAAUGAGCUGGGCUUGUUCCUGCGGUUCCAGGCGGAACACGACCGCACCAAGGCUGGCAACAUGAUGGACGCAACCAGCAAGGCUCUGUGUGCCUCGGCCAAGCAAAGGCUCGCCCUGUGCCCGCCCCUACAGCGAAUGGAGCAGGAGGUGGAGACGUUCCGGCGCCGUGCGAUCGCUGACACGUUGCUGACCGUGACCCGGAUGGAGAAAUCCAGGACGGAAUACCGUGGAGCACUGCUCUGGAUGAAAGACGUUUCCCAGGAACUGGAUCCCGACACCUACAAACAGCUGGAGAGGUUCCGCAAGGUUCAGUCCCAGGUCAGAGGUUCUAAGGAGCAGUUUGAGAAGCUGAAGAACGAUGUUUGUCAGAAGGUGGACAUGCUUGGUGCUUCCCGAUGUAACAUGCUGUCCCACUCCUUAAGCACAUAUCAGACUACCCUCCUACAGUUCUGGGAGAAGACGGCCCAAGUGAUGAGUCUGAUCCAUGAGUCGUUUAAAGGUCAUGUCUCCUACCAGUUCAACACCCUGAAGGAGCUCCGGGAACCCCUGGAACAGCAGACUGAGCUGCAGAUGCACACUGACGACCAUGACGAGACACUGCAGGACGCCCCAGACCAUCUUGUCUCCUUGGAUGAAGAAAGACCUGCAGAAUCAGCCUCUGACGCCUGCUCUGCUGCUCCUGGACAGACUCACACAACUGACACCCUUUGUACUCUCAGUGGGCAGCAGAGUACAGCCAGCACCGACGAUGACUUGUUGCUCAUGGCCUCUGACCUGCCCCCACCUCAGCUAGGGCCUGACCCCCUGCAGCCCCUGGCCCCUCCACCGUCCACAGUGCCCUCUGGUGGUCCCUGGGGGUUUAGAGACUCCAGCCUCACACAGCUCUCUCUGCAUGGGAGCCUCUCUGGAGGAGACCUCCUAUCUGGAGGAGCUACCCAGCAGCAGGGUCCUGGGGUGGGGGUCAGGGCCCGGCCAGAGGAGGAGGAUGUGGCCUUCCUGAAAGACCUCCUGAGCCCUGGACCAAUGGGAGCAGACGAGUUCAGUCGAGAGUGGCAAGAUGCCUUCGGCUGCUUUGAGUCCUCUUACCCCGCCCCCCUUACUCCUCCCACCUCAGGCCCUCCACCUCCCUCUGCUGAUGCGGCCUGCCCCCCCUCUAAGCCUCCCAGUCCUACCGGCUUCCUACCCUCCCAGCUGCUGGAUCGCAGCCUGAGAUCCACAGGCUGGGCAACUCCUCCCAUGUUCCAGGCUCCUCCCCUACAACCACCAGCCUCUGCCCACGUCCAAUCGGUUCAGGAUGGCCCCAAAUCAACAGCCAAUGUCCCUACAGGUGUGUCACGGGACAUGUCUGAGUGGUUCAACCUGUUUGCAGAUCUGGAUCCUCUCUCCAACCCUGAUGCCAUUGGACGCUCUGAAGAUGACAUCCUCAACGCCUGAGGAGUGUGUGGUCAGGAUGGCUGGAUUCCACACCCUCAUGCCUUUCUGCUUUACAAAACCAUCCGUCCAGGGUUCUUCUGAGUGGCUGCCGUGGGUUAUGGCCGUUCUGCACAGUAAUACAGGCUGAUAUUGUCCAUAUUGACACAUGCACCAAUGAGGGGAAUGGCUGAUGUGUGGCCUGAUUGAACCGUAUUGUGGGGUUGAUGUGGUGGAGAUUAGUUGUUUCAUGCUUAAAGACUGGUGAUUGGUCAGAUAUUCACAUAACACAGGGAAUUGCCGAAGUGGUAGAAAAGUCUGCAGUGUUUCUGGAAGGACGGACUAAGACUCUAAUAAAGUGGAUCUUCUCAGAUGACCACAAAUAUCAUUCCCUGUGUGGAGCUACCGUAUCUGUUUUUCUUGUGAACGCUGGGAAAUGUAUUCCCCAAUAUAAGAAUCGAUCAUAUCGGCUUUGUUUUAUCCUAAAUAAGAUUGAAAUGUGUCGACAUGAGUGAUGUAGAAUUGCACAGUCAGGGUAUAUUAAGGAUUUAGCCCUGAGCCCCCUGAUCACAACACUACUCUGGUCACAGGGAACCUGGAUAUUAUUGACUGUUAAGAUAUUGACUAUUGUUUCUAUUAUUGGUAUUAUUGGUUGUUAUUGCUGGUGAUCUAUUUAUUCAAAAUGCUGUAUCUGAUUCUUCUGUCCUGGUAUCAGAAAAUCUUUAUUCAACCCUGUCAUUACUAUAUUAUAACACUACUGUAAUUAUUCUAUAAAACUGCUCAUGUAGGAAGAUGUUUUAUACUGUUUGGUUUAUUUCUGUACUGUGCAGUCACAUCCAUUUCUACUUCACUGGAGAAUGAUCUCUCGUUCCUAUAAACUUUUGUUCAUUUGAUAACUCAUAAAGCUGUUCCACACUGAAUUAUUAUUAUUAUUAUUAUUAUAUGGGAACUAAACUGGAUGUCUCAUGGUUACCAAACUGGAUGUCUCAUGGUUACCAAACUGGAUGUCUCAUGGUUACCAAGGCAGGUUAUUGACUGGGAUGACUUGUUUUUAUCAGUGUGGGUAUUAUUGUGCAUUUGGCGGGGUGCAGUUGCUUUACAUACAGACCAGAAUGUUUACCAAUCACAGAUGCUUUUUAUUCAACAAUGCCUUAUAUCUCACUUAAAUGAUUAUGUUUGUCAAAGGAUGAAACAGGCUCUCUGAAACAUCAUGGGAGGAAAGGUUCUGUUUGAACAGUCAUUAAAGGAACAUAAUUAAACUGCUUUGAAGUUUU